AGUCUUUUCCAUCUUCUACUUCUUUUCCAAACGGAGCUUUUCAGUCAGCGGCUGACCUUCGCUGCAAAGACAGAUCCACGGGCCAGAUUGCGGUCCGGACAGCUUUUCUGACCAGUUAAGGAACGAGACCAGCUCAGGAUGGGUCAUUGCCACAGCUGAUCCUGCUUUGGUGCCCGCAGGCCUGUGGAGGAGGUGGUGUUUGGACAGGACUCCCGCUCCCCCGAGGCAUUGUGCACCCCCAGAGGUGUUCUGUGGGGGGAACCGAGGCCAGAGGUGUGGUGUGUGCAGACCUCAGAGGCGGCGGAGACGGGAGGCUCUGGCGUGACCCUUGACCCCCGUGGCUUCCAGCCCGGUGCAAAGUCUUCUUGCCGGCCACAGGCCCGACAAGCCGGGGCUUUUGCUGAAGGGGUCGGGUUUUUUAGGGGGGGCAGGAGCAGCUCUUCUGUGUGGCCCCCUCCCCACGCACCCCCACUUUCCUCGGGGGCAGGUGGACGGAAGGCUGUCGUCCCCCGGGCUUGGGACAGACGCCUUGGUGACUCCGAGCUGGGAAUGGUUAGCGGAGGCCGGAGGUCCGGCGGAAGCUGCGGCGGCUCAUGAAGCGCUUUGGCAGUCUGAGAGGAAGCAAGAAGCGCAAGGACCAGAUCAGGAGCACGGAGAGAAGCCCGUCCGAACCCCGGGGUCUAUUCGCCUCCGGCCUCUCCUCUUCUCCAUCUACUCCCACCCAAGUGGUCAAACAGCACUCGCUUCCUCUCGAAUCCUAUAAGCAUGAACCUGAGAGACUAGAAACCCGCAUAUACGCUUCCUCUUCUCCUCCAGACACAGGGCAGAGAUUUUGCUUGCCUUCAUUCCAGAGCCCAGCCAAGGCCCCCCUAGUCCACUGUGCUAUCUCCAGAACAGCGGCAGUGGCAGCGGCGGCAGCAGCGGCAGGUCCGGGCCCCGCUGAAGCCGGCAUGCUGGAGAAAUUCGAGCUAGAAGACGAAGCAGAAGAAGAAUCGGAAAGUGACAUUUACAUGCGAUUCAUGAGGUCACACAAGUGCUAUGACAUUGUUCCAACCAGCUCAAAACUCGUUGUCUUUGACACUACGUUACAAGUUAAAAAGGCUUUUUUUGCCUUGGUAGCCAAUGGUGUUCGAGCAGCUCCACUCUGGGAGAGUAAAAAACAGAGCUUUGUAGGGAUGUUAACAAUUACAGAUUUCAUAAAUAUUCUACAUAGAUAUUAUAAGUCUCCAAUGGUACAGAUAUACGAAUUAGAGGAACACAAGAUUGAAACGUGGAGGGAGCUUUAUUUACAAGAAACAUUUAAGCCUUUAGUGAAUAUAUCCCCGGAUGCAAGCCUCUUCGAUGCUGUAUAUUCAUUGAUCAAAAAUAAAAUCCACAGAUUGCCGGUUAUUGACCCCGUCAGUGGGAAUGCACUUUAUAUCCUUACCCACAAAAGAAUCCUCAAGUUUCUCCAGCUUUUUGUGUCUGAAAUGCCAAAGCCUGCCUUCAUGAAGCAGAACCUGGACGAGCUUGGAAUAGGAACGUAUCACAACAUUGCCUUCAUCCAUCCAGACACUCCUAUCAUUAAAGCCCUGAAUAUAUUUGUAGAAAGACGGAUAUCAGCUUUGCCCGUGGUGGAUGAGUCAGGAAAAGUUGUUGAUAUUUAUUCCAAGUUUGAUGUAAUCAACCUCGCUGCUGAAAAAACAUAUAAUAACCUAGAUAUCACCGUGACGCAAGCCCUCCAACACCGCUCCCAGUACUUCGAAGGUGUGGUGAAGUGCAGUAAGCUGGAAACACUGGAGACCAUUGUGGAUAGAAUAGUCAAAGCCGAGGUUCAUCGGCUGGUAGUAGUGAGUGAAGCCGACAGCAUUGUGGGUAUCAUCUCCCUCUCUGACAUCUUACAAGCCUUGGUCCUCACCCCAGCAGGUGCCAAACAAAAGGAAGGUGAAGCCGAGUGACCGCUGUGAAUGUAGGAACCUUUAUAGGAGAACUCGAACAAAGUUUCCGGGGUCAGGGUUUUGCCUCAUGAACACCGACUGCGAUAGAAAAGAGUGAAAACGGUUCUGAGAAUGCGUAUCGGGAUUUAGCGAUGAGUACCGAGCCUAUUCUUCCCCAGUGAUAACUGCAAAAAAAAAAAGUCAAAAAAAAAGCAUGACCGAGAGCUUUCUUUGUUUAAAGAUUCAGUCUUGCGUUGAAAAUGUUUUCCAACCUUUCCCCAAAAGACUUCACAUGCUGUGUUCAUGAAAGUGCAGUGUGUCCUGAAAUUCUUUUCUUUUCUACGUGUGAGACAAACCGCCGAUCGGGAAACAGGCAGAGGAGACGUAAGGUGAGCGGACGGCAGUUCCGCGUCCUAGUGCCUUAUGUCCAAGCCCAACGAUCCGUCUUCACCGUUGCCCGGCGCUUCCGGAGGAAGGAUCUGGGUGACAGAUGCCAUCUUGGAAGGCGGGAGUCUUUAGCCCCGUCAUCAGAUCCGUUUUGGUCCUCGUUAGAUGCGGCGUUUAAAGCUGUCAUUUGAACACCCCAUAGAUGACCUGAAACCCGUAAUGACCGUUCCGUGUUUCUGCGUGGCGUUCCGAACCCAGAUGUAAACCAAGGCCGGUUUUAGAAACAGCUUUAUUUAUUUUUACUUUCAUGGCGAUUUUUUACACAUCUUUUGGUGGAUAGUUAAACUUCACCAUACCCAUUAAUAAACUGUUGAUUGUUAUACAAAAAAAAAAACAACCGGGCAGAUUUCUCAUUAUUUAAAUUGAAUCCUGGAUGGGGCCCAGGUUUCUAGAGUCACCUAGCAUCUGAAGGUCUGCAUUGAGACCGCUUACCAGGAGCUGAAGUGCCUAAGAGGAGUCCCUUUUUUCCAGUAUUUCGAAACGCACAAUCACGAUGUUUGUAUGACUGCUGAACCUUAUUUUUUCAUACAUUGUGGCAUAAAAACAAUAUUCUUUUCCUAAAAUUGCCAGGAGACAAAGCGCCUGGGGUCAACACUCUGACACUAACUGGGUUUUUUUGUUUUGUGGUUGGUUUUUUUGGGUUUUUUUGUUUGUUUCUUUGUUUUUGCGGACUGAAGAAAUUCAAACCAAACCUUCUCUACCAUUUUGGUCCUAACCCUUCUUCCAAACACUGUCACCCUGCAUGUAUUGAGUAAUAGUCUACAUGCACCUUUCCAUUAUCCUCAAGCAGAAAUUGGGUAUCUCUUUCUUCCCUCCUUCCCACCAGCUGCACCUUUUAUUGACUCUUAAUUCGUAGUCUCUCUUUUUGUCCUCCAUUAUAAAACCGGAGCCUGCCAAAUUAAAAACUGCCAAGCAGGUUUUCUCGUG
Tachyglossus aculeatus (Australian echidna) is the source of this 3290-nucleotide messenger RNA. It is a transcript of the gene PRKAG2, whose product is annotated as protein kinase AMP-activated non-catalytic subunit gamma 2. NCBI's taxonomy places the organism in Eukaryota, Metazoa, Chordata, Mammalia, Monotremata, Tachyglossidae. The coding region runs from base 594 to 1937 and encodes 447 amino acids. The record is from RefSeq and is a predicted model, not a curated record. The transcript is spliced from 14 exons.